AUGCCUCCUAAAAAAGCAUUUAUCUCCAAGAGAGCGUGCGAUAUAUGUUAUGCGAAAAAGACGGUGUGCUCGGUUCCUGACCCCAAAGGUCCUUGCGAGCGUUGCGCUUAUCGCAACCUCGAGUGUACUUUUGAUCGGGAGAGACCUUCAAAGAAGCAGCGCACCGGGGAAUCAUCAAGCGACGUACAGACCCUACUGAAGCGUAUUCAGCAGCUCGAGAGUGCUCUGACCCAAGCUGAGCACAGACAGGAGUCGACGCGUCAAGAUUUGGCCGAUCCCAAAGAGUCCCGGAUCCCUGAUUCCUCAAGUGACGACUCCCCUCUGAUCUCCACCUUGCCAAGUGGCAGGGAGCAAGUCGUGUUUUUCCAAAGCUCUACAUCCUCAUUAGCCUCUCCGAAAACAGCCUCCGACACUCCUAAAUCUGCUACUGCCCAUGAUGACGGCGGGACCAGCGUGGGCACGUAUCAAUUGGGACCUAACUGGUUUUUCAAUGGUAUGCCCAUUUUCUCAGAAGCAGGUCGCCAGUGGCUCUCAAAAAGAACCGAUCAAGAUGUGAAAUGGGCCGAAUUCUGUGUCCCUAUGAUGGAGCCCUCGACUCUUUCAGCUCUUCCUUCAUUAUCCUUUCAAGAGGUCUGUGACUUACCUGACCAAAGUUCCACGCGAGGAGUUUUGAAGGAGUUUUUGCGGUCUCCAUUCACACUGACCUUCCCAGUCCUGGACCAAGCUUUGUUUGAGACAACUCUGCACACUGCGUACAAGCCUAUGGAUACAUAUAGGAUUACGCCCUCAGAAGCUGCAGCCAGGGCGUGUGUUUUGGCCGCUCUUUCUAUUGCUAUUUGGUCACAUAAUCCCCAUCAGAGCACCCCAUCGAUAGACCCAGGCGUGUGUGCGGCCAAGGCGAAUGCCCUUCUUAUGCACCUUACCGGUAAUAUCAGCUUAGAGACGCUUCAGACAAUACUUUUACUGACAUUUCGCUUCGCUCCGGAAAUCCCCCCCCUUCUCACUGAGGGUUAUUGUGACCUGACAGCGCCUGAUGUCGUCUCACAUUAUGAUACAUACUUACCAGGGCUGAAUUAUCCCUACAACGCUACUGAUCAAUCACGGGAGUACCUCACCCCCAAUUUCCCCGGAGAUCUUCGGCUGAGCUACCUAAAAGAGACUGUGUGCCAGCAACUCUUCUCUGCCCAAGCCUUGAAGCAUAACGAUGAACAACUUCUCCUCCAUAUCAGGAAACUGGACGAUGAAAUCGAGUGCUGGCGAUUAUCCAUCCCUGACGGUCUCCGACCUGCGCUUUUCGUCUCUCAUAAUACUUAUUCGUGUGUAUCCGAACAGGACAUUCCGCAAAUAAUUAGGCGCAUAUCCUUACAACUGGAAUAUCACCAUCUCAUGACUGUCGUCCACACGACAGUAAGGAAAUGCACUCCCGAUGCUGCUGAUGUGAUCGAGGAUCUUCACGCCGUAGUUCAUUCGAGCUUCGAUAUUUCUCUCGCAGCGAGCCGGUCAACGCUUUCAUGUCUGAGAGCUCUCGCCAGCAUAGUUGCAGAACAAGCAUUUCGGUUCCUCACAUCCUAUUUGACUACCGCCGUCAUGUCACUCUUCCUUAACAUCGUCAUUCAUCCCUUCGAUCCACAGGCGCAGAUUGAUUUGGAGCUUCUUAUGUCGGCUGCUAAUACACUGCGGUCCAUACCUGCGCGCCACAUGACGCAGGGUGAUAUUGCCCGUGUACAGGAAGAAAGCAAGUUUGUAAUGAGGCUAGUGUGGCUUGGAACCUGUGCAAUGGCCAAGGCAGACAGACCGAAGGAAGCUAAGGCCUCAUAG
Molecule: messenger RNA, 1818 nt
Organism: Penicillium maclennaniae
Lineage: Eukaryota; Fungi; Ascomycota; Eurotiomycetes; Eurotiales; Aspergillaceae
Product: Zn(II)2Cys6 transcription factor
Exons: 5
Coding region: 1-1818 (605 amino acids)
Biological process (GO): regulation of DNA-templated transcription
Molecular function (GO): DNA-binding transcription factor activity, RNA polymerase II-specific; zinc ion binding
Source: RefSeq, a predicted model, not a curated record